Dunckerocampus dactyliophorus (ringed pipefish) is the source of this 4465-nucleotide messenger RNA. RefSeq names its product Enah/Vasp-like a (gene evla). Gene Ontology annotation, cellular component: cytoskeleton. NCBI's taxonomy places the organism in Eukaryota, Metazoa, Chordata, Actinopteri, Syngnathiformes, Syngnathidae. The record is from RefSeq and is a predicted model, not a curated record. The transcript has 14 exons. Bases 1569 to 3548 code for a protein of 659 amino acids. Gene Ontology annotation, molecular function: SH3 domain binding; actin binding; profilin binding. Gene Ontology annotation, biological process: positive regulation of actin filament polymerization; actin polymerization or depolymerization; protein homotetramerization.
CGAUUCAAUGCAAGAAAUGUGUCAAAAAUUCAGCAAUUCCGCAGGUCUCAUUUUGAUUGAUUGGUGUAUCUCAACACAUUUGUCUAUUUACAGUUGUGAGGAAAAAAAAUAGGUCACUGUAAAUAACAUUCUAGCUAAAAAUGAAUGACGUGGGACCAAGUCAGCGUUUUGCAAGUCUCAUGUAUUUAAUCUCAAGUCUCAAGACAAGACAGGUCGAGUCACGUCCGAAGCCAUAGGCUUGAAAUGUUCGAGUCCUGACAAGUUAUAAGCAGUGUUUAGUGCCUCCCAAAUAACACAAAAUUCUAACAAUGUAUUAAAAUUGACAAAAUGAAUAGAAUUUUAAGUGUUUUAUUAAAAAAAAUAAGACCAGUGCGAGAAAACUUAGUCACACAAAAAGAGUGCUGACAUGGCAUUCAGGAUUUAUGUAAUCCACACAUUCAUUUGUUCUUAAACCUGAUUGGAUGGGAAAAUACGUUGCCUUGCUGGAAAUUACAUAACGAUCACGUUAGUUGCAUACUUUGAAUGGGGACACGUUUUACUCAACACAUUCACUGAAAAUCUCUUGUAUUUUUAAGUCAUCAGACUAAAGAAUGAGCCGGGUCCCGAGUCAUUGAUGUCAAAAGCCAAUUCGAGUUGCAAGGCUUUGAUGAUAUUGUCAAGUCCAGGCAAAAGUCAUCAAAAUUGCGACUGGAGUCCACACCUCUGCCAAUGAGUUGCUAAAGUCCUGCCCAUGUCUAUGCACAGACAUUUUGCUUGAAUGAGGCCAUGUUCUUCAAAGAUGCUUGCUCAAAUUUUACACACAUGUGCUUGUCAGUCCCAUAAAAGUGUGUCCCAAAUUUCAUGUUGAUUCAGCCAAACACCUUAAAGUUACAAUAGGUCUUUUUGUAAACCUGUAUGAAAAAAUGCAAGUCAAUUAGACUCAUGGGGUUUAAUUACAGCGCCACCAUGUGGUGUAUUUGCCAGAAAAAUAACAGCAAAGGGCAACACAGUAAAGGUUCACGUUUUGACAGUUUUUUGUCUUUUUUGUGCAGUUGUUGAGGAGUAGAAGAGUUAUUUUAAACCAGAAUGUUAGGCGCAUCCUUUAUUAGCUUCUAUGCUAGCUAAAUAUACGCCUUUUUACCGCAAGUUGGCAGCGUUGAGCUGCCUCCUCGCGCGCCGCAAUAGAACGUUGUCCAAUCUCUCCGCCUCGCUCCACCAAGACUCGGAAUGGGAAGAAAAAUAUGGCGUGAAGGAGGCGGACGCUGACUACCACCGUUCCCCUUCUUCUAUCCUGUGUGAAAAGCAAGAUAAAAACAUGGAUGUAAGAACACGCGGCGGCGCACGUUUAGAGCCGAGACGCCGGAGCACAAAGCGGAUGGGAGAGAAAGCCUAGCUUGCAGCACGCCUCAUCAUCUUCCAGCCUGCAACAUCAUCCUUUUUUUAAAAAAAAAAGACGUCUCAUACAUCAACGAGGCUAGCUGGAUCCUGCCUCUUUGACUUUUUGAAUUUAUACAUUUUUUAGAAUAAACAGCGGAGACACGUCGAGUAGCCUCCUUAGCAGUGUCGUCGUGUGAAGAAAAGACGCCAACAUGAGCGAGCAGAGCAUCUGCCAGGCUCGGGCCUCGGUGAUGGUCUACGACGACGCCAGUAAGAAGUGGGUGCCCAUUAAGCCGGGCCAGCAGGGCUUCAGCCGCAUCAACAUCUACCACAACACUGCCAACAACACCUUCAGGGUAGUCGGUGUCAAGCUGCAGGACCAGCAGGUGGUGAUUAACUACUCUAUAGUGAAGGGCCUCAAGUACAAUCAGGCCACGCCAACCUUCCAUCAAUGGCGUGACGCUCGCCAGGUCUACGGGCUCAACUUUGCCAGCAAGGAGGAGGCCACCACCUUCUCCAACGCAAUGCUGUUUGCCCUCAACGUCCUCAGCUCGCCUGACAGUGGAGGUCCAGUUGUCCAGCGCCAAAAUGGACCCUCCUCAGAGGAGAGCGAGGCCCAGAGGAGGAUGAUGGAGCAGCAUCAGAUGCAAGCGCACAAGGAGAGGGAGCGGCGGACGUCAGGAUCAGUCGUUUCCACUCUCCAAUAUAAAGUGUCCGCACCCCCUGUCCACCCAGACACUCCGCCCGAGUACAGACAGUACAGAGCUAGCACACUGCCCCCGUCCUACGUCCGUGUGGCCUCUUCCUCCUCCCCUCCCUCCUCCUCGUCCUCUCCCUCCCAAGAGAAAGAGGCGGGGGUGGCUAGGGACAAGGCCCAGCUGUCCUCCCAGCUCUCCACCUCGCUGGCCUCCGCCUUCUCCCCAGUCCAAGCGGGAGUUACUACCCAGGGCCGACAGGUCCGUCAGAUCCCCCUGUCUCCUCCCACCACAGCCCGACACCUCCACCAGCAGCAGGACAUCAUGCUCCCCCCCAAACAUGGCACCUGGUCCGCCUCGCAUUUGCAGCAAAUGUACGCCCAGUGCCCCCCCGCCGCCUCCCCGCCGGUAAUGAUGGCCAUGCCUGCCAGGCAGGGCUUACCGCCGCCACAGCCCGUGCUCCCUAUGGCGCACCCCCUCCCGACCAUGAACGCUAGGAUGAAGCCCCCACCACUCGACCCGGGCCCUCAGCAGUACCCGCAGCAUCAGCCCCACCCUCACGCCAAUGGCCAGUCAGAUGACUCCUACUCCCCCCACUCCCACCAGCUGCCGCUCACCCCGCAGUACUGCGAGGCCGUGCCCCUGCCGCCCCUGAUGGGCCAGCCGCCCCCGGGGUCCGCCCCCAACCACCAGCCCCACUACCAGUCCACCUUCCACCCUCAGCAGCAUCAGCAACAGGUGCACAACCAGCAGGCCCCAUCCUCGCCCCCGUCUUACAAUGAUGGGGGUUCUCCCAAGAAGACCCCCUCCCCUGUCCCCCAGCAGGCUCCCAUGACCAACAGCAGCCCUCCUGUGUCUGCAGGUCACCCCGCUAUGCUGUCCGUGGCCCCUCCCCCGGCUGUGGCACCAGUACCCAUGGCCGGGCCCCCAGCCCCACCGCCGCCUCCAGGUCCGCCGCCCCCGAUGGCGGUGCCCCCACCCAUGCCUCCUCCGCUGCCCGCCGGUGGCGGGCCUCCCGGGGGUCCCCCUGGCAUGCAGCACCAACCCUCGGGGUUGGCGGCCGCGCUGGCUGGGGCCAAACUGCGUAAGGUUCAAAGGGAUGAGAGCAGUCCACCAGGAUCAAGUGGUAAAAGUGACUCCAACCGAUCUAGUGGCGGUAGCGGUGGCGGGGGAGAGGGUCUGAUGCAAGAGAUGAACGCCUUAUUAGCUCGCAGACGGAAAGCUUCUGAGAAACCCGAUGAAGACGACUCUGGUAGUCGCGGGCCUGGUCAGAACUCAACAGAUGCUAUGAAGAAGCCGUGGGAGAGAUCCAACUCUGCAGAAAAGUCCUCACUGGUCUCCAGAGUGAGACCCAUUGGCAGCACCAGUGAAUCAGACACCGAGUUUGACAGAAUGAAACAGGAAAUUUUGGAUGAAGUCGUACGCGAGUUGCACAAAGUGAAGGAUGAAAUCAUUAAUGCCAUCAGACAUGAAAUUGGCCGGAUCAGCACAUCCUAAUCUCACCUGAGUGACAUUUCGGAGGAGGAGCUGAAGGAUGAGGACGAUGAUGAGGGACAUGGGUGGAUGCAAAGACAGACACGUGACGACCCCCUUCGGAAUGUUCUCUCAAUGUUUCUGUGACCUCUCACGUCGCCGCGUUGCAGAGACGUUGUGCCAACAUUUGAGUCUGCUGGACAGCGAAGAAGAAGAGGAAGUGAUGAAGAAGAUGGAUGUUUGGUGUUGUGCGUGAGUGUGCACCUCAAAGACUCACACAGCCCAGUGUUGCAACUUUACCUUCUUUUCAGUCUUAAAAAAAAAAAAGGAACAUAUUUUUUAAGUUUGUACUGUUUUAUUAUUUAAAAGCUGUGUUGACGACAAAAGGACAAAAGGAAAGUUGCGCACCUUUUAUGUCAGCCUUUUAUACGUCCUUUUCUUCUUUUGGCUUCAUCCCAAACAAGCACAAAGUAUUCAUACCGGUGUCGUGUGGCAAAAACCUCUCCUUUCCACUGAAAAGACGCCUUCGCAUCCACAAAACUCAAAGUGGAAAGUCAUCGAAAAAGUGGCUGAAAAUGUGGUAGUUUGUAUUCAUCCUUUGUUUGUGAUGCAUGAGCCCUCAUCCCAUCUGUCAAUUUAUUUAUUUGCUUAUAUGAAAAAAAAGUUGGUGCAUCGAUGAUCGUGCUUUGUUUCCAUGAGGACGUUCUCUGUGUGUACGAGACCGUGCUGAUGAUGGUAGCAAGGAAGAAGAAGGUGUUUUUGUGGCAAUAUGCAAAGUUGGAUCCAUGAGAAGAAUGUGGAGAGACCGUGGAAUGCGAGGCCAACGUGCCGACAGCUCUCAGUGUGUCUUUGCAGGAGUUUGGGUUGUUGCACUCGCAUUGUCUGCUCUCAAGCGACAUCCUCAUUAAAAAAAACAAUGGAAGUAAAAAAAUGAAACCAAA